AUGGCUCUGUGGGCGCCAGGUGAAGCCGAGCUCCAAGACAAGGUGUGCUACCCACUCGAGAGGUUCCAGAGCACCCCCCAACAACUGGCUGCUUACUACCCGCCUUUUUCUGCCUAUGGGCACUACAGGAGUGCCUUGUCCAGCACCGAGGAGGAUUUCCAGCCGCUAGGGCGUCUGGAGGCAGCGGUGUCUGCGUCCCAGGGGCUGACUCCUUUCCCCUUCCCGAUGGCAUCUCCCUUGUUGACCUCGGAUCUGGCUCUACAGAGGGAGCCACUCUAUGAUCUGGCUUGGUACAGCAAGAUGUCACUGUGGUACCCAAUUCCUCACCUCCCCAGGGAGGUGCCACACUUUCCGAGUAGCCAAGAGUACUCCAGUGCCAGCAACGAAGAUUUGGUCCCCGUUGGUGGCCGCAGCGACAGUGACCAGGGUUGUGGAACUGAUACUUCAAUUCCGCCGCUUCCUAAGGAGGCCUCCUUGUUAUCGCAGGGGCAGAAGACCUCCCAGUUAGCAUCUCGGUCCCCCAGCAAGAGAUUUGAGGAUGGUCCCAAACAGCUAGACCCAGAAGGGAAAUCACCUCCUCCCUGUUUMCACUUCACGAAGGAGGACCUGCACUUCGUUCUUUAUGGGGUUACUCCCAGCCUGGAACAGCCAGCCCGCUUCCACUAUGCGAUUUCCGGCUUACUCAUCCCCACAGACAGUUCUGGGUCUGAUCAUAUUCCUCAAGUUCCAGAUAAAGACUCACUUCAGCUUCCAGAAGGUCUCUGCAUCAUGCAGAUGAUGUUUGGUGAAAUUCCACAUUUUGGUGUGUUCUGCAGUAGCUUUAUUGCCAAAGGAAUCAGGUUUGGGCCCUUUGAAGGUAAAGUGGUCAAUGCCAGUGAACUCAAGACCCACGGAGACAAUUCUCGGAUGUGGGAGGUCUUUGAAGGUGGUAAUUUGAGCCACUUUAUAGAUGGAAAAGGUACAGGGAAUUGGAUGACCUAUGUCAACUGUGCCCGAUUUCCGAAGGAGCAGAACCUGGUUGUCAUACAGUGUCAAGGGCAGAUAUUUUAUGAGAGCUGCAAGGAGAUCUACCAGAACCAAGAGCUCCUUGUGUGGUAUGGAGACUGCUAUGAGAAAUUUCUGGAUAUUCCUGUGAGCCUUCAGGUCACUGAGCAGGGCAAGUCGCAAUCUAAUCCUUCUGAAGAAUCUGAAGAAGGUUACAGAUGCGAAAGAUGUGGGAAAGUGUUUACCUACAAAUACUACAGAGAUAAGCACCUCAAGUAUACCCCCUGUGUGGACAAGGGUGAUAGGAAAUUUCCCUGUUCCUUCUGCAAUCGAUCUUUUGAGAAGCGGGACCGCCUGCGAAUCCACAUCCUUCACGUUCAUGAGAAGCACCGGCCUCACAAGUGUUCUACAUGUGGGAAAUGUUUCUCUCAGUCCUCCAGCUUGAACAAGCACAUGCGAGUUCACUCUGGAGACAGACCGUACCAGUGUGUGUAUUGUACAAAGAAGUUCACUGCCUCCAGCAUACUCCGCACACACAUUAGGCAGCAUUCUGGGGAGAAGCCCUUCAAGUGCAAGUACUGUGGGAAAUCCUUCGCUUCCCAUGCUGCCCAUGACAGCCAYGUCCGGCGCUCUCACAAGGAAGAUGACGGUGGCUCCUGCCUCAUUUGUGGGAGAACCUUCCCAGAUUCCGAUGCUCUUUAUUGCCACAUGCAGUUUCAUGGAAACCUCUAG
Molecule: messenger RNA, 1716 nt
Organism: Urocitellus parryii (Arctic ground squirrel)
Lineage: Eukaryota; Metazoa; Chordata; Mammalia; Rodentia; Sciuridae
Gene: Prdm14
Product: PR/SET domain 14
Biological process (GO): regulation of transcription by RNA polymerase II
Cellular component (GO): chromatin; transcription regulator complex; PcG protein complex
Molecular function (GO): DNA-binding transcription factor activity, RNA polymerase II-specific; protein binding; RNA polymerase II cis-regulatory region sequence-specific DNA binding
Source: RefSeq, a predicted model, not a curated record